CCGAUUUCAUACGAAACGUCGAACCCAUACAAUGAUAUGUGACACCACCACUGUCUCUGCGUUCUAGGUUAACUGGAGAUCUUAGCAAAGACCAAGAUCGGACACCCCAAGGACCGCGGAACGAGUGAUGCUGUGGGGAAAGAGGAAACAAAUACACCAAGGAGUGUAUUUUUGGAAGAUCAGUCGAAACAGAGAUUGAUCCUUGGAGAAUACGUCACCGUGCGUGCUCCUCCGGUACUGCAGAUCCAAGGAGGCGACAAGGAGUGUGGGAUAGUCUCCCUUGUGCCCGAUAGAUAGCUGUGGAGGCGUGUUGAGACUGGAUCAGCUGCGAGCUAAAGCAGAUCGUGGAAUCGCCAUAUCUGUCGCCGAAGCCCUAGCCGCCUCUAGUUCGUGUGGCAUACAGCAAACCUUUUUACAACCAAACAAAAGAUACUAGUAAUAUAUAAAAUGGAAGAAUAUAUUCUGGAUAGCUUACAAAUAACGCGGAGACGAAACAGUGAAGAAAAAAAAAAAAAAACACAAGUCAUAUUGUUUUUUGCCGACCGGAGAAAAAUAUCUUUCUUCCGCUUCUUCAUUUUCAACAAGAGUUAUCGUUGGAAUCGGUUAGCCAUGGCUAACGCGGCAUCAGGAAUGGCUGUGCAUGAUGAUUGCAAGCUCAAAUUUUUGGAACUGAAAGCCAAAAGAACAUUCCGUACCAUAGUCUACAAGAUUGAGGACAAGCAAGUGAUUGUGGAGAAACUCGGUGAGCCUGAACAGUCAUACGAUGACUUUGCAGCAAGUCUUCCAGAUAACGAAUGCCGUUAUGCCAUUUAUGACUUCGACUUUGUCACUGAGGAGAACUGCCAGAAGAGCAAGAUUUUCUUCAUCGCAUGGUCUCCUGACACUGCCAAAGUGAGAGACAAGAUGAUUUACGCGAGCUCUAAGGAUAGGUUCAAGAAAGAACUGGAUGGGAUUCAAGUGGAGCUUCAAGCAACCGAUCCAACCGAGAUGGGUCUUGAUGUUUUCAAGAGCCGCACCAACUAAAGCCUAACCCCCCCCCCCCCUUGUGAACCGGGGGGGCCUUGAAUAAAUUUGUUUCAGGAGUGAUUUUAUGUGUCUGUUAACUGUUUCCUCUGACGAUUAUGAAACUUUUAACAUCUUCAUUCUGUUUGGGUAUUGUUAUUGUCUUUGGUGUCUUGAUGAUGUGUUUCCAUCAUCUAUGAACUUGUGAGAUUGUGCUGCCUUGCCUUGUGGUGGUUGGCAAUCUUUUGUGUCAGUUUACUAUGUACAAUACUUUGAAAAAUCAGAUUGGAGUUUAUUGAUU
Molecule: messenger RNA, 1303 nt
Organism: Brassica napus (rape)
Lineage: Eukaryota; Viridiplantae; Streptophyta; Magnoliopsida; Brassicales; Brassicaceae
Product: actin-depolymerizing factor 2
Exons: 3
Coding region: 448-1023 (191 amino acids)
Biological process (GO): actin filament depolymerization
Cellular component (GO): cytoplasm; actin cytoskeleton
Molecular function (GO): actin filament binding
Source: RefSeq, a predicted model, not a curated record